AUGUGUACCCAUUCAAUGAUCACCGACACAAAGCUCAGGAAGGCGCUCGGCAAGAAAAGAGAUGAUAUCGAGAUUAUUUCUGAUUCGCACGGGCUCAACGCCAGAAUCAGCCAGGCCGGAAAAAUAUCAUUUUUCUAUCGGUAUCGCUGGGCCGGUAAAGCGGUAAAACUCAAUGUUGGUGAUUAUCCUGCAAUGAGUAUCACCCAGGCAAGAGAGCGUCGCCAACAAUUCAGAAACUGGUUAACUGAGGGACUGGAUCCGCGAGAGCAGGUGAAGCUGGAUAAGCAGACCCGACAGGAAGCGAUGUCCGUUGCCGAAGCGUUCAAUUACUGGAUUGAAAGGCACUGUAUCGCUAACGGGCUAGUUAAAGUCGAUUACUAUCGCCAGGUGUUUGAGAAACAUAUCGCCGAACCGAUGAAGAAUGUCAAAGUCGAUAACACAGCGAAAAUGCACUGGAUCAACGUCUUCGAUUCUAUAGAAAGCAGGGUGAUGGCUCAUUACAUGCUUUCGCUGUGCAAACGGGCGUUUAGGUUCUGCGUUAACAGAAGUGUGAUCGCCUCAAACCCACUCGAGGGAUUACUGCCAUCUGAUGUCGGGCAAAAGCCUAAAAAGAGAACUCGCAGGAUGGACGAUGACGAUCUGCGCAAAAUCUAUCAGUGGUUGAAAAGCCAUAUGUCGAUAGAGUCCGUUUUCCUGGUGAAAUUUAUUAUGCUUACCGGAUGCCGUACGGCUGAGAUUCGACUUAGUGAGAGAUCAUGGUUUCGAUUGGAUGAUAAUGAGUGGGUCGUGCCUGCGGGCAGUUAUAAAACUCGGGUACAUAUUAGAAGGGGACUCUCAGACGCCGCCGUUAACCUGGUCAGAAAUCACCUCAAGAAAAUAAACACCAAUCACCUGGUGACUUCACAACGUAAAAUUGAUGGCGGGAUCAAAGAUUCGCCCGUUCAUUCACCUGUGGCAUCCAAUUACGCCCGUUCUAUUUGGAAUGGAACAGGUAUGGCAGAGUGGUCGCUUCAUGAUAUGAGGCGGACGAUAGCCACAAAUCUCUCUGAGUUAGGUUGCCCGCCGCACGUAAUUGAAAAGCUGCUCGGGCAUCAGAUGGUGGGGGUUAUGGCGCAUUACAACCUUCAUGACUAUAUCGAUGAUCAGAAACACUGGCUCCGCGUUUGGCAGAGCCAUCUUGAAGAGAUCAUCGGAGAGCCCUUCAGUUAA
Molecule: messenger RNA, 1209 nt
Organism: Auanema sp. JU1783
Lineage: Eukaryota; Metazoa; Nematoda; Chromadorea; Rhabditida; Rhabditidae
Source: the annotation of a GenBank genome assembly